AUGGCGUUUGCCAAUGAUUUCGUUUACUACGAAGAUCAUGCUACGGAAAAACUGCCCGCUUGCACUAUAAAGAGGCAAUCUAAACUGGAUCUAAACAAAUCAGACAUGUUACAAUUGCUUAGCUACUUAGAAGGUGAACUACAAGCUAGAGAUAUUGUUGUGGCAGCCCUGCAUGCAGAGAAAGUGAAAACACUGUUGCGCAAGGCUCAGAAAGACAAGAAGCACCCCAAAGACCCAAUCCUGGCUCUGCAAAGAGAUUCAGAUCUUCUGCAGGAUUGUAGCUAUGAUGAGUCUGAUGUCAAAUCCAUGUACAAUGACCAGCUGGUUAAGUUGGAGAACCUGAUCACCACACAACAAAACUGCCAAAAGAAGAUGAAAGAUGUUGUUUCUAUGGUUCAAAAUAAAUAUUUAGAGGUGGCCACAAAGUUAGAGCAUGACAAGCAGUUGUACUCAAGAUCGAUUGCAAAUGAUGGCAACAUCAUCUGCGCACUUGAGAAGGAGAGAGACAGGCUGAAACUAGAGCUCGAACAAGAAACUAGCCAGGCAAAAGUUCUGGAAGGUGAGUUGGAAAGAUUGAAGAAAUCACAAAAUGACCCACCAAAAAGCUCUGUUGACUAUGAACUUAUUGCAGUCCAACUGAUAAAAGAACAAACUCGACUGAUGCACAAACUUGCCAAACUUCAAAAACUUGAUCUAUCUUUGCAGGAAGAACUGAAUGUAGAAAAUGAAAAAGUUCAGCAGCUGGAGAAGCAGCUGAAAGCUGAAGAAGAAAAAUUGAUGCACGAGGAAGCCACGCAGGAAAAACAGCUGAGCGAAUUCGACUUUAAGAAGCAGCAGCUCAUGGCUAAGCUGAGCAAAGCUGAAAAUCAGCACAAGCAGUUGUUAGCUGAGUUAGAGCAGCUACAACAACCUCAAGUGCAGUCGACAGCAACAACAACAGCUGCAGUGUCUGGCAAAGAUGACAAAAGUGUUAAACAAAAUUUUAAAGUCAUACCAAUCAACGUCCACUCCUCAUCGUCUUCAACUACCAAAACGCAACAACAACCACCACAACAACCUGAAGUUCUACAAACGGCAAGUCAUCCUUCCCAAUCUACAAAGUUCUCCCUACUACAACAAUUACAGCAGCAGCAGCAGCAACAUCAAUUACAGCAACAACAUCGCCAACAAAUUAGACCACCAUCGACGACAACCAUCCAGCCGAGAAUCAGAUCGCCCAACUCCAACGUUCCCAUCCCCAUUAACAACCUUAACAACAGUACAAUUUCAUCAAUGAACUCCAACACCAUCAUCAACACAACAGCACCACAGACAACUAAAAGCGUUUCGCCUCAAAGGCCUCAGACGACAAGUAGCUUUAGGAAGAUCGUGCCCCCGGGGAGUUUACGCGGUCCACCGCCCAUCCCUUCAAAUAAACCACACAUCCCUAAUUUGCUGCCUCAACAAAAAUUUCAACAAAACAGCAGUGCUGCUUCUUCUAUUUCAUCUUUCAAGCCACAACUUAAAUGA
Messenger RNA from Helobdella robusta, 1509 nucleotides. RefSeq lists its product as hypothetical. Lineage: Eukaryota; Metazoa; Annelida; Clitellata; Rhynchobdellida; Glossiphoniidae. Bases 1 to 1509 code for a protein of 502 amino acids. The record is from RefSeq and is a predicted model, not a curated record. The transcript is spliced from 7 exons.